Heterostelium album PN500 is the source of this 1467-nucleotide messenger RNA. RefSeq lists its product as uncharacterized. The transcript has 5 exons. The record is from RefSeq and is a predicted model, not a curated record. Bases 1 to 1467 code for a protein of 488 amino acids. NCBI's taxonomy places the organism in Eukaryota, Evosea, Eumycetozoa, Acytosteliales, Acytosteliaceae.
AUGACAAAUGGACGAUACAUUAUUCAAGAAUCUGUUUCUUCACUUUGUCUUCAACUUAAUAUUGUCUCAAAUAUUGUUGAAUUCAAAACAUGUAAUCCAUUGAAUCAAAAUCAAAUUUGGAAAUAUCCAAGUUCAGUUUUAGUUGAAAGUUCGAAAUCAAUUCCAUUGUUCCCAGGUGCAUGUUUAGAUUCACUUGGAUUGAAAUGUCCAACAACACUUCCAGAAGGUAGAUCACUCAAGACAUCAAGUUCAUCACUCACAAUCAACUCUCAAGGAAAUGGAUAUUUAUCACUUAAAUAUGGAGGUUCUGAAGUAUAUUCGGUGGGUGUAGCAUCAUCAUCAGGACCAUAUUCAAUAACAAUUCAAUCAGAUGGAAAUGUUGUUUUGAAUGGUAAAUCUGGAACAUAUGCAGCAGUUGGAUGUUGGAAUCUUGGAGGUCAAUAUCUCAAUCUUCUAGAUAAUAAUCUUUAUGGUAUUCCAUAUGGAAUGAUCGUUCAAAACAAUCAAAACAAGAUGAUUUGGUCGAAAUUAGGAUAUCCAACAUCAUUCAGGAUUGCAUUAAUUCCAGGUUCAUUCAUUGACAAGCUUGACACCACAAAUAAUUAUCUUGGAGUAGAUCAAUUCAUAACAAAUGGAAGAGAAUAUUUAACAAUUAGGAAAACAGCUUCUGGUGAUUCCUAUGGUGCAUAUUUAUUUCCUCAAAAUCCAAAAUAUUCAACAACAACUGUAUCAACUGCUCUCUGGAAAAAAGAAUUUCCAGAAGUAUUCAAAGAAGAUCUCAGAAUUUAUGUUCAUUACGAAGGUGACAAUACAACCUCAUUAUGUUUGGUCAACACUAUUCGAAAAAGUAUGAUAUGCGGAACCUUUUUUACUGGUAACACACCAAGCUUUGAAUCAUCUCGAUAUCUUCAACUUCCAGCACCAGGAAGUGAUAAAUCAACAGAUUGGGCAAUUGUAUUGCGUUCAGGAACAGGAUCUUUGACAUUUGGUUAUUUUGGAAAUUCAAAAACUUCUGGAAACUUUGCACUUCAACCAAGUGUAAAUAAUCUAUAUCAAAGUAGAUUCCUAAGUUUACAAAUCUCUCAAAACAAAUAUUCUCUUAAAAAUGUUUUUUCAAACCAAAUCAUUCAAGAAUCACCAGCAAACCUUCAACUUUGUGAAAAUGAUUUUAGACUAGGAACUUUUUCCAGAUAUAUAGUAAUGUAUGAUUCAACAACCACUUGUUCAAUCAAUGCCAAGACAAUGAUAAAUUCAAGAAUAUCAAGUUUAUCAAGUGGAUUACCUGUGAAUUUGACAUCGAUAGCAUUUAACGAGACAUUCAAUGAAGAAUUGUUUACAGGUUGUCUUCCACCGAAUCUAAAGAAACUGUUUACUGCCGACUUUCAUUUUCACUGUUCCUCUAUCUAUUCAUCUGAGUUGUGUGCAUCUGUUGAUCAAUUAUCUUAUGAUAUCUUCUCUUGUAAAUAA